UCCCCAACCUGGAAACGUUUAAACGGCGACGUCAAAAGCUCCCUGGGCUGCUUCAUCGUCCUAGAGAAAGACAGAGGGUUCUAAAGAGAGAAACUGUUGAGUUCGAGUUUGAGCUUCUUCUUCCUCAGUACAUGAACCCUAGAAAUCAGAGCCAGCGAGCGAGAGAGUGAAAGAGAGAGAAUGGUGGGGCCAACUCUGGUGGGUCUGCAAGACCACCUGAAGCUGGCGAGAGAGUACGCAAUGGAAGGGCUCUACGAUACCUCCUUGAUCUUCUUUGAUGGUGGCAUUGCUCAGAUCAACAAGCACCUAAACACACUUGAUGAUCCGUUGAUUCGCUCGAAAUGGAUGAAUGUAAAGAAAGCACUUACCGAGGAGGCAGAGGUUGUGAAACAAUUAGAUGCAGAGAGAAGAGCAUUUAAGGAAAGUCCCUUGGGCCGACGCCCUUCGUCGCCUCCAAUUCAUGCUAAGUCGUCAUUUGUUUUUCAACCCUUAGAUGAAUACCCAACUUCUUCUGGUUUGCCCAUGGAUGAUCCUGAUGUGUGGAGGCCACCAAGUCGGGACACUACAGGUAGAAGACCUGGAAAGGCUGGCCCAGGUGGUAUGAGGAAGUCACCACAAGAUGCAACUUGGGCUCGUGGCUCUGCUACAAGAACAGGCACACCUGGCCGUGGUACAAAGGCUGGUGGAUCAAGUAGGUCUAACUCAGUGGUUCGAACAUCUACUACUGGAAAGAAAGGCACUGGUUCCGGCAAAUCUAGCAAGGCAGAUUCAGCGAAUGGUGAUGCUGAAGAUGGAAAGUCAAAGAGGUCACAGUACGAGGGACCGGAUCCUGAUUUGGCUGAAAUGCUUGAAAGGGAUGUGCUGGAAACCAGUCCUGGAGUGAGAUGGGAUGAUGUUGCUGGUUUGACUGAAGCAAAAAGACUUCUAGAGGAAGCUGUUGUGCUUCCUUUGUGGAUGCCUGAAUAUUUUCAGGGAAUUAGGAGGCCAUGGAAGGGUGUUCUUAUGUUCGGUCCUCCUGGAACUGGGAAGACGUUACUUGCUAAAGCUGUUGCUACUGAGUGUGGAACAACUUUUUUCAAUGUCUCGUCUGCUACUUUAGCUUCAAAAUGGCGUGGAGAGAGUGAACGUAUGGUACGGUGCUUAUUUGAUCUUGCAAGAGCUUAUGCGCCGAGUACAAUAUUCAUUGAUGAAAUUGAUUCACUUUGCAAUUCCCGGGGGGCAUCAGGGGAGCAUGAGUCAUCCAGAAGGGUGAAAUCUGAACUUCUAGUUCAGGUUGAUGGGGUCAACAAUACUGGCACAAAUGAAGAUGGUACUCGUAAAAUAGUGAUGGUUCUGGCCGCUACUAACUUUCCAUGGGACAUAGAUGAGGCACUCAGGAGGAGGCUGGAGAAGCGUAUAUAUAUUCCGCUACCAAAUUUUGAGAGCCGUAAAGCCCUUAUUCGGAUAAAUUUGAAAUCUGUCGAGGUGGCUCAGGACGUAGAUAUUGAUGAUGUGGCUCGCAGAACAGAGGGAUAUAGUGGUGAUGAUCUCACAAAUGUUUGCCGGGAUGCUUCCCUGAAUGGGAUGAGGCGCAAAAUAGCUGGAAAGACGCGUGAAGAGAUUAAGAGCAUGUCCAAGGAUGAUAUCUCAAAGGAUCCCGUUGCCAUGUGUGACUUCGAAGAAGCCUUGCGGAAGGUCCAGCGGAGUGUUUCUCAAGCUGAUAUUGAACGGCAUGAGAAAUGGUUUAACGAAUUUGGAUCAGGAUAGAUCUUAUCAGCGCAUAUUGUAGGUGAUAAAUUGAUGCACUGCAUGGUCGAGUUUCUGAGUGAUUGUGUCUUGUUUUCCUUGAUCUUUUCCUUUGUAUUUAGGCAUAAAUUUAUUUGUGCAUUCCAAGUGUUGGAAAGGUGUCAUAGUGUUGUGCCAUUUUGUAUCUGUAACCGUGCCUGAGUAUAUAAUCUGCUUCAUACUACUAAUACACUGCAAAUUUCAUUCAAUGAUUUAUAACUUGACAUUCA
Messenger RNA from Prunus mume (Japanese apricot), 1994 nucleotides. RefSeq names its product P-loop containing nucleoside triphosphate hydrolases superfamily protein (gene ERH3). Lineage: Eukaryota; Viridiplantae; Streptophyta; Magnoliopsida; Rosales; Rosaceae. The record is from RefSeq and is a predicted model, not a curated record. Gene Ontology annotation, cellular component: microtubule cytoskeleton. Gene Ontology annotation, molecular function: ATP binding; ATP hydrolysis activity; microtubule binding. Gene Ontology annotation, biological process: microtubule severing.